Chaetomium fimeti is the source of this 2094-nucleotide messenger RNA. Its product is annotated as mitochondrial division protein 1. The record is from RefSeq and is a predicted model, not a curated record. Gene Ontology annotation, molecular function: protein binding. Bases 1 to 2094 code for a protein of 697 amino acids. The transcript is spliced from 4 exons. Lineage: Eukaryota; Fungi; Ascomycota; Sordariomycetes; Sordariales; Chaetomiaceae.
AUGGACGACCCGGGGCACGACAAUGACUUUGUGGACCUGUCGUCGUUCGACGACGACUCGUCGGUCAUAUCUGUGAGCAAGAUAACCCUCGAUUCCAGCGUCGUUGCGAUUGGGAGGCAACUGGGAGCACAACUAGAGAGCCAACUAGAGGGCAAUGGAAGGCGGUUGCAGAUGGGCAUCAAUACACGAGGGCUCGAGGCAUUCGGCCGCAAAGUCACGACUACGGCCUCGCACCUCAUAGCCCCGCGGACCGACCCCGCGUCGCACCCCACGUACCAAACCGCCAUGACCGAGGUACACCGGCAGCUCCGCAGGCCGGGCUUGCAGCGGACCAUGUUCUCCAUGGCACGCACGACGCCAACGGAUUUGGUCCGGUCGCGCCUCUCGACCAAGGAGAUCCAGUCGCGGGCGUUGGCGUACGUGCCGGAUGAGCUGCUGCAAAACAUACCCGACGGCGAUAGCACGUACUCGCUAUUUCAGGGUUUCCAGGCCAGCUUCCCGGAUUUCACCGACGAGGGUAAAAAGCACAGGCGGCGUGUUUCGCGGGGAAGAAAAUUGCUCGAUGAGGGCCCGACGAUGCCUGACGGGACUCCCGAGUCGGUACAGAAGCUCAAGAAGGAGAAGGCGUCCAUGAUGCACCAGUUCGAGAUGCUUGGCGUCCGCAAGAACAUGGCGAGCAGCGAGAUCCGCGAGAUCGACGCCAAGAUGGAGAACUUGGCGGGCAUGCGCCGGAUUAUCCUAGAGAGGCUAGCGACUUUGGAGCAGGACGAAGCGAUACUGGAGCAUGACAUCGUCGAGGUCGAGGGCAGGCUAGAAGAGGCGCAGGACAUGGUGGUCGAGGCCGAGGAGCUGGCACUGCAUACCCCUGCGAAAUCAGAAGACGAUGUGGCAUCAGAAAAAGGCGACGCACCCGGGUUCAUGUCUCAGUCCGUCUACGAUAAGCUGCCCUCAACAACAAGCAGCACUACCUCCUCCAAGAAGAAGUUCCGUAACAUCCGGCGGAAAUCCAUGCCGAUUCUUCACGAGCACUUCGAGCCGGGCACCAUGAUCCGCUCGAUGCGUGCACACCAGGAUAGCAUCACUGCUCUUGACUUCGACGCCCCAUUCGGCCUGAUGGUCUCGGCCGCCAUGGACGACUCCGUCCGGGUAUGGGAUCUCAACGCAGGGCGCUGCAUCGGCGUGCUGGAGGGCCACACGGCCUCGGUCCGCACACUCCAGGUCGAGGAUAACAUCCUGGCGACGGGCUCCAUGGAUGCCACUAUCCGGCUGUGGGACCUGAGCAAGGCGCACUACGACCCGCAAGGCAGCCAGUUCGGGAAAGAGGAAGACGACGAAGACGCCAUCGCGUUCGAGAACCCCGACGACCAGCCCGUUGACCCACCCGCCGGCAGCAUGUCCGACUGCCCGAUGUUUACGCUGCAGUCCCACUUGGACGAGAUCACAGCACUGCAUUUCCGCGGUAAUGUGCUCGUGUCCGGGUCGGCCGACAAGACGCUGCGGCAGUGGGAUCUGGAGAAGGGGCGGUGCGUGCAGACGCUGGAUGUCAUGUGGGCCGCCGCGCAGGCCUCGGCGCUCUCAACGAACGACAACACCUGGCGACAGACCACCCGGGCGCCGGAUGUGGCGGCCGAUUUUGUCGGUUCGCUGCAGGUGUUUGAUUCGGCGCUGGCGUGCGGCACCGCAGAUGGCAUGGUCCGGCUGUGGGAUCUACGUAGUGGCCAGGUCUCCCGUAGCCUCGUGGGCCAUACGGGGCCGGUGACGUGCCUGCAGUUUGAUGACGUGCAUUUGGUGACGGGUAGCUUGGACAGGAGCAUACGGAUAUGGGACCUGCGCACCGGGUCAAUCUACGAUGCUUUUGCGUACGACCAUCCUAUCACGAGCAUGAUGUUUGACACCCGCCGCAUUGCGUGUGCCGCCGGCGAGGACGUGGUCAAGGUGUACGACAAGGUCGAAGGGCGGCACUGGGACUGCGGCGCGGGCAUGACCGAGGCCGAGCAGGAGAGGCCACCCGCCGUGGUGGAGCGGGUGCGCAUCCGCGACGGAUACAUGGUCGAGGGCCGCCGGGACGGCAUCGUUGGAGUCUGGACAUGCUGA